AUGCCGCAAGUCGCGGAAUCUCCGUUCUCGGAGAGCCUUCAGGAGGAACUACGAGUCGCCAUCAAGAUCCUCGCGGCGAGGUUGCAACGAGAGAAGCCCAUGAGCCGCCAGGAGUUCGAGAGGUUCGAGUCCGCCGUGGGCGUCAUCGUCGAGGAUGCCCUGCCGUUGCAGAAGCUGCCUUCGCCGGCAUCCCCGGCAAGCCCUGAAGCGGCGGCGGCGGUGGCGGCGGCCCCUCCGCGACUAGCGGUGACGCAGUCCCCCGUACCCAACGCCGACAGCGAUGGAGACGAUGAUGAUGACUUCGAAACGGAGGGGCCAGAGUGGGAUGCCGAAAAGGUACAGUACGGUCUGCCGAUGGGAGCGCGGAACACGUACGACAUCGACGACAUGGAGAAGAUGAACCCGGAAGAGUACCAGGCAGCGCUCAGGGAAAAGGUGGUGGAGAGAGCGCAGUCCGUACGAAAAACGGGAUCAUACGGGAACAUUGUCUCGAACGAGUAUCUAAAGUUUUUGGGCAAGAACCCCAAGACCGGCGACGAAAAGUUCAAGAAAAACGAGGAGUUUGUGAAGAGCAAGGGUCGCGAGGAUUUCCGGUCGUACGGACGGAACGCAAGCGCAAAACAAUAAGAGCUACUACUCAUGCCGCAAGUGGUGUUUUGUGUGCCAUCGUGGUGCUGAUUCCGGCUCGUUCACCGAAGGGCUGACUACGGUCGGGUUGGGAAACACUUGCCAUCAAAGACAAUCGGUGCGGCUGCCGCGGCAGUGUGGAGCCGCGGUUCAACGGACGAUCGAAGAGUGUCAGCAUCUUUACGUUUAGCCUGCUGCUGCUGUGGUUUAGGUACGGUGAGAGGAGAGGGCGUUUGCUCUGUUCCUGGGGGUUGGGCCUUCGAGCACGGUGCACAUGCUCCCCUUGACAUGUCUUCUCUGGGUGAUUGUGUGAUGGUGAUUGGUGUCUCGCCGGAAGAACUGUGGACGGAACACUGUGCUGCCUUCGUUACAUGCUGACGUCUGCGGUGGGUGGUGGUUGCUGGGCAGUGACCUUGACCGGGGUAUUGCUAUAAGAAAGGGUUCAAUUUUGUGUUUCAUUGUCACUCUUGCAAGCCUGGUCUUUCGUCAGAGACCGAACAAGAAAUUAUGCAGGAGGACGGGGCCGAGAAGAGCCAAGGGUCCCAAUGCAGCGAAAGCAGCCCUUGGGAAGACUUGCGGGAAUACAGAUGGGAUACCCGGGGUACAAAGAAUCGAUGACGCGGCAUGAAUCGUUAUUUGAGCUGUCCUGCUUACCACGGGCUGUUGAAAUGGCCCGAGCAAUUGUGAGCGCUCGUGAGGUUUCCUUUUCAGGGGGGCGUUGCGAGGCGAACCCCGUCUUGCGUCCCGGACGGACUGCUAAGGGCCGUGCGCCGAGGCGUGUUUCUGUCAUGAUGACGUCACGACCUGCUGCUGGCGAGACGAGGCCACUCUCUUUCCGUUUCAACAUCUAAGCUGCCGAGUUUUAUCUUGGAUGGAAAAAGCACCGCAGGAAAAGGAUCUACAGAACUGCUUGUAGAUUCAGCUUGAUGGAGGUCGCUCGA
Ectocarpus siliculosus is the source of this 1568-nucleotide messenger RNA. The record is from the annotation of a GenBank genome assembly. Lineage: Eukaryota; Phaeophyceae; Ectocarpales; Ectocarpaceae.